Messenger RNA from Mobula hypostoma (lesser devil ray), 2503 nucleotides. RefSeq names its product annexin A5-like. Gene Ontology annotation, biological process: negative regulation of coagulation. Gene Ontology annotation, molecular function: calcium ion binding; calcium-dependent phospholipid binding. The record is from RefSeq and is a predicted model, not a curated record. Lineage: Eukaryota; Metazoa; Chordata; Chondrichthyes; Myliobatiformes; Myliobatidae. Bases 291 to 1265 code for a protein of 324 amino acids. Gene Ontology annotation, cellular component: sarcolemma; cytoplasm. The transcript has 13 exons.
GCGGAAUCUCUGAGUCAACUUUAUAUGUGUUACAACUCAAACAGAGUUGAACUGCAAUUCCCGGCAUUCAACAUGGGGUGCGGUCGCUUUAGACACUGGGAAGCUCAAGAUCCGCCUAGUGGUUUUCUCUACUGAACGGCGUUUGUGUAGAAUCGAGAGCAAUUUUUACUAUAGGAGGCAACGACGCAGAUUUCCAGUACUGUAUAAGUAUGUUGGAUACUUUUCGGGGCGGGGUAGCGGAAAAUAUUUCUGUGUAGUUUUAAGAAGUAAAUUGAAAGACUGGAAAAAAAAUGGCAUCGCUGGGGAAGGCUUCACGCGGAGUUAUUAAAGACUACCCAAACUUUGAUGCAAACCAUGAUGCAGAGCUGCUUCGAAAAGCAAUGAAAGGACUGGGUACAGAUGAAAGUGCCAUUAUUAACAUCUUAACUACCAGGAGCAGCAAUCAGCGUCUAAAAAUCUCCUUUCAGUACAAAACUCUUUUUGGCAGGGAUCUCAUUGCCGAUCUAAAAUCUGAAUUGGGUGGGAAGUUUGAAAAAGUGAUUGUUGGGCUGAUGAAGACCCCUCUCCAGUAUGACAUCUCUGAACUGCACAAUGCAAUUAAGGGUGCUGGAACUGAUGAAAAAUGCUUGAUAGAAAUUCUUGCCUCAAGAACUAAUCAGGAACUGAAAGCAAUUAUUCAGGCUUAUAAUGAAGAAUAUGGCAAAGAUUUGGAGGAAUCUAUUGUCAGUGAUACUUCUGGACAUUUCCAAAGGAUUUUGGUGAUUCUACUACAGGCCAACAGAGACGAGAGCACAACAUAUAAUGAAGGAGCAGUUAAAAUAGAUGCACAGGAACUGUUUCAAGCUGGAGAACUGAAGUGUGGUACUGAUGAGUCAAUGUUCCUGUCCAUCAUAGGCAGUAAGAGUGUUCAUCAUCUUCGGCAAGUUUUUAAAGAGUAUAUGAAAAUCUCAGGAUACCAAAUAGAAGAAAGCAUUGCUUCUGAGACAUCGGGAAAUCUAAGAAGUGCCUUGCUAGCAGUUGUGAAGUGUAUAAGAAGUGUUCCUGGAUAUUUUGCUGAAACACUUUAUAAUGCCAUGAAGGGGAGUGGCACGGAUGAUGAUACACUUAUCAGGGUUAUGAUUUCAAGGAGUGAAGUUGACUUGUUGGAUAUUCGUAAGGUAUUUUAUGAAAACUAUGGGCGAUCACUCCACAGUAUGAUCAAGAGUGACACUUCAGGUGAUUACAGAAAUGUCCUUCUAAGCAUCUGCGGUGGUGAAGAUAAUUAAAACUCCUUCUGAAGUAAUAAGUUCCAUAGACAGUAUUGAAGCUUUGUCCUGUUAAUUGCUUGUCCAAGUACCAUUGUAAUACACGUACUUCAGUGAAUUACAGCUUGCAAAGCAUGUUCAAAUUUAUCUGCUUUCAGAGUUCCUGAAAAUAUUUAUCAGAUUUUUGCAGCAUUGUUUAUUGCAAAUAAGUUUAAGCUGAAUCCAAUAACUAAUAUGGAAAAAAGCAUUGUAUCUUUUGUUAUUGUAUUUCUGUGAAAUAAAAUGGGUAACUAAAAGCUUGCUCCAGAUACCAUUUAAGACAACUGAGUUAUGAAAUGAAGUGGGGACCUGCUACGUGUUACUAGAACAGUGAAUCCAAAUCCCAAUCAUUACUUAAAAACAAAAUUGAGGAUGGUGGCAAUAAACAUUAAUUUGUAUUAAUCUGCUUUAUUAUUGUUAUUUUAUGGAAGGAAAUUUGUCAUCUUUAUCUGAUUGGGCUGUGUUAACUCUUACCUGAUCCAGCAGUGGCCAAGCAAGCCUUUUCAGCUCUGGAGGAAAUUGGAGUUAUUCGGCCUUGUCUUCAAUGCCCAAAUCCAAUUUAUAAAUAAGUAAUUAAAGUUAUUUUUCACAGCACUCUGUAGGAAGGUGGGGACUUCAUUACACAUGUCAGGUUAUGGAGCCUAAUUAAUGUUCAUUUUUGAGAGUUCUUUUCUAUACCAGCAAUGGACCAAGGCACAUUUUGUGUGUGUUGCUCUGAAUUUCCAGCUCUGCAGAAUCUCUUGUGAUCAUGACUUUUUUUGUUAUUUGACUUUUAAAAAAAAUGUUGGAAUCAUUUGCAUCUGGAGGGCUACUGGAUAGUAUUUCUGUUUGGAGUUGGUAUGAGGAUCACUGCAUAAGUGGGUGGUUUGAUCAUUGAGGGAAAUUGUUCUGUGUAUGUGAAAUCAUUGAUAAUAUCAGUCUUCAUAAUUGGCAGUGUUCAUGGAACCCUUUGUUAGUUUCUCUGGAAGCAUUUCAAAGCUUUAAUAGUACAAAUACUGCAUUGUUACAAUUAUUGUUUAAGAGAUUAAUAUGUAAAAAGGGUUCUCUUAAUCAUUACAGAUUAUCCUUCAAAUUAAAAGAUUAGCUUUUAAUUAUGCAGCACUUAUGCAGCUGGAUCAAGCUAUUGCCACAAAACUUGUGUCUACUCAUUGCUAUUGAUGUAUAAUGUAAAUCUUACUAAUAAAUCGUUAGAAAAUGUGGAAGUGCCUUCAUUAUAUAGA